Messenger RNA from Asparagus officinalis (garden asparagus), 1750 nucleotides. RefSeq lists its product as uncharacterized. The transcript is spliced from 6 exons. Gene Ontology annotation, cellular component: cytoplasm. The record is from RefSeq and is a predicted model, not a curated record. The coding region runs from base 191 to 1543 and encodes 450 amino acids. NCBI's taxonomy places the organism in Eukaryota, Viridiplantae, Streptophyta, Magnoliopsida, Asparagales, Asparagaceae.
CGAUUUGCACCCAAUUUCCUAUUCUUGAUUUUUAUGAAACCAACGAAACAGCCCCUCAACUCCGCUUGUGAGAGAUUAAGAACCAAAAUUCGUCAUGAUCAGGUUGACAUCAAAACUCAAUUUUCAAUAAUGAAAAUGUGAGAGAUCUAGAAUCUAAGCACACAAAUUAGGGUUUCAGAAGUUCGAUCCAAUGAUCCCUUCAACCUCAUUGAACCAUCGCAUUCGGCCGAUCGUCUUCAUCCUCCUCCUCUCCCUCUCGCUCGUCGUCGCCGCCGCCGUCUUCUUCCCCUCGUCAGCGUUUUCUUCUCGAUUUCUUUCUCUCAAAUCCACCUUCAAGUCCUUUUUGCCGGAGAAGUCGGUUAUAUGGACGAAUCGUAGGGCUUUCGAGUGGCGGCCUUGCAGUUGGUGGACUGACGAAGCAUUAACUGCUUUACCAGCGAGAACCAAUGGUUAUAUUAGGGUUGAUUGCUAUGGCGGCCUCAAUCAAAUGAGACGCGAUUUAUGUGAUGGUAUUGGGAUUGCUCGCCUAUUGAAUGCAACAUUGGUUUUACCAAAAUUUGAGGUUGCGGCAUAUUGGAAUGAGUCCAGUGGCUUUGUGGAUGUGUUUGAUGUAGACUACUUUAUUCAACAAACAAAGGGUUUUAUUGAAAUCAUGAAAGAGUUGCCAGAAGAGAUUGCAUCAAGAGAACCGUUCAAGGUGGACUGCAGCAAGCGCAAAGGGCUUUUCGACUACGCCGAGGUUGUUCUUCCUUCGCUUUUAGAGCACCGCUAUAUCUCUAUUACUCCAGCAAUGAGCCAAAGAAGAGACAGGUACCCUUUAUAUGCCAAGGCUGCCCUCUGCCAAGCUUGCUACAAUGCCCUUCGUCUCAACAAAGCUCUGGAAUUUAAGGGCAACGAGCUCCUCAAUGCUAUCCCCAAACCCUUCCUUUCCCUUCAUCUCAGGUUUGAACCCGACAUGGUAGCCUACAGCCAAUGCCAAUACUCUGGACUAACGCCCGCAUCACAAAAAGCCAUUGAAAAUGCUCGUGGAGAUCGAAAGCCAUGGACUGGUGAUCUUGCUCGUGUUUGGAGAACUCGAGGAAAAUGUCCUCUAACACCCAACGAGACUGCCUUCAUACUGAAAUCGCUUGCAAUACCUACUAACACAACAAUCUAUUUGGCAGCAGGAGAUGGUUUGUUGGAGAUUGAAGGGCUCACAUCAGUUUAUACCAAUGUUUAUACUAAAGCUUCCCUUCUUAACAGUGAAGAUUUUGCCCGCAUGCAUGGAAAUUCCAAGGCUGCACUUGAUUACUACGUGUCGAUUAAUAGUGAUGCUUAUGUUGCUACCUAUUUUGGGAAUAUGGAUAAAAUGGUUGCGGCAAUGAGGGCGCUGAAUGAGAUGUACAAGACUUUGUUUUUGAGUAGAAGGGCUUUUGCUGUGUAUACUGAGAAGGGGAUGAGAGGAGAAGAGUUGGCGGAGGCUAUGUGGAAGGAACAUAGGGAAGAUUUUGUGAUGGGGAGGGGUUCAGCUUUGCCUGAUUGCUUCUGUGAGGUUAAGUUGUGAUUGUGGGCUUUGGUGUUUCAUUUUGUAAAACUCUCUGUUUUAUUACUUAGACGUUUCCUUACCAAGAUUUUUCUGCUACAAAUCUUGUAAUUCAUUGAUGUGAAUCUGUUGUUCAGAUUCUUUUCUGCAGAGGUUCCCUUCUCAUAGAUUUUCUGCAAAGGAGCUUGUUUUACUCGUUAUUAACAGUUGGAUCCAGCUUAUGCGUCA